AUGACUUCCAAGUUAUUAUAUGCUUUUGCCUCGGCACUUUUCAUAAGUAAACUUGUCAUUGUACAAGCAAUUCGCGAGAUCGAUGCGGAUUUUGCCGACCCCUGCGUUAUCCAAGUCGGCGAUGGCUACUACGCGUUUGCUACGCGUUUGCUACGGGAGCUUAUGUCUGGCACCGACGCGAUGCCUAGGCCCUUCCCGGCAUGGGUUGCUGGGGCGCCAGCUAUCUGGGCCCCCGGUGUCAUUCAAGGUGAUAACGGUACGUUUGUGAUGUACUUCUCCGCCUCUUCUAGUCAGGAUGCAAGCAAGCACUGUAUCGGGGCUGCUACCUCGUCCAGCAUUACUGGACCGUACACUCUCGAGCGAAACCCACAUGCUUGCCCUCUUGACCAGGACGGUGCGAUCGACGCCAAUGGCUACAAGGAUGGAGAUACCUACUAUGUUGUGUACAAGGUGGAUGGCAACAGCCUUGAUGGUGACGGUACGACCCACUCAACUCCCAUCAUGCUGCAUGGCCUAAACUCAGAUGCUAUCUCCCCUAAUGGUGGCGCGACGUAA
This is a messenger RNA of Penicillium daleae, 555 nucleotides long. Its product is annotated as Endo xylanase. The transcript has 3 exons. Gene Ontology annotation, molecular function: hydrolase activity, hydrolyzing O-glycosyl compounds. The coding region runs from base 1 to 555 and encodes 184 amino acids. NCBI's taxonomy places the organism in Eukaryota, Fungi, Ascomycota, Eurotiomycetes, Eurotiales, Aspergillaceae. Gene Ontology annotation, biological process: carbohydrate metabolic process. The record is from RefSeq and is a predicted model, not a curated record.